AUGGCAAUACCUCCGCAGGAACCGCAACAAGCACAUCUGCAACCCCACCAGGACCCCUCAUCGGAAGUGGCAGAAUCUCCGUCGACGUCUGACCCAAGUGAACCGAGGUCUUGCGCGCAACGCCGGAACUCAAGAUACUGCGUAGAGGCCUGCAUAGAGUCUUUGAGCUGGCGCGGAUGGCUCGUUUAUCUUGCCUGCCUGCUGAUAAUAAUCAUCAUUAUUGGAAUCGUCUGCAGCGCCCAUGUAUACUAUCAUGAUAUGGGAGGCCAAGGUUGGCUCAAGCUGAAGCGAAGGAGCCAAAAAGAAUCUCAUCAAGUCCAGAACUUUUCGCAAGUAUGUCUGCCAUCGAGACAGCUGGGAUUUCAUAGUCCAGUGCUGGCUUUAAGUCGAAGGGUACCAGCCACUGUACCUUGGUAUACCUGUGGAGAUCAGCAAAACAGUUGUGAAGCAUACGCCCAUCCCGUGAGUCUCCAUUCGAACUUUGCGUUCCCUUCUAUGACUGAUCAUGUCGCUCGCUUGCUACAGGAGAUUUGCUGUCCUCAAGGUAUGAUUUGUCGACCUACAACUCACACCACAUCAGGUAUAUACUGUUGCAAUGGGACGAUAUCACACUCUGAUUGUCGUCUCUUGAGAGCCCACGCAAGAUGUAGACCAAACUACUUUGAAUGCCCGGGAGACAUGGGAGGAGGUUGCUGUCCUAAUUCGACGACUUGUUACAAGAAUCAAUGUAUUCCUGUAUAUCAACAGCCAUCUUCUGUUCGACCGUCGAAUGGGCCAACAGUGACACCCUGGCCAGCUGCUCCUGUACCAAGGGAAGGAGAGAUAGCACAAGGGUCACGACUUAUGAUAUCGACGUUUUGGUGUGCUGGUUACUUUUCGGCAUUGAGCUUCUUGAUCUUCGUGGGUGCCGCGAUGGUGAUGCUCUGA
Molecule: messenger RNA, 927 nt
Organism: Sclerotinia borealis F-4128
Lineage: Eukaryota; Fungi; Ascomycota; Leotiomycetes; Helotiales; Sclerotiniaceae
Source: the annotation of a GenBank genome assembly